CACAGAAAGAGAGAGAGAGAGAGAGAGAGAGGAGGGGAGAGAGAGGCAUCAUCUUCAUCAUCCACAGAGCCUGAGUGCUGUGUGGUGUGUGUGGAGGCUGGAGUGAAGGACAGACUUUUGGUGUGGCAGCAGAGGAGGAAGCAGCAGCCGAGGCAGACGCUCGCUCUCCCUGGCAGCAGACACCCAAAGCAGCACAGCAGUCAUGCGGCCCAGAUCUCGGCUCCUCGCGAAGAGGGGACUGCCCACCAUCAGAGAGGGAUACGAGGAGAUGGUGCAGGACAUGAACCAGGCCAACAGCCAGCACACGCCGCCCUGCGCCCAGCCACAGCAGUCCCUGUCCACGCAGGACUACCUGCUCUCCAUCUGCCAGCUGGCCAGACCCACCUUCCCCUCGCGGGAGCCGGAUUGGGACAUCCUGUCCAUGGCGCCGAUGGACAUGUCCAAGCCGUGCCCGAGGCUUCACAGACUCAGAGACGCCGUGUGUCCCGUGGCCCCCGUCUCGCAGACGACGCUCUCGCAGAGGGAGGGCAAGAGAGAGGCGCCGGUGGAGAACAGGUGCAGCCCCCCCGAGCCGGCUAGAGCCAGCUCCCCUCCGAGUCCCAUCACCGUGAGCUCGGAUCCGCUGGAGUACCUCUACAGCAACGGGGGUGCCGAGCGCCCACAGGGGCUGGAGGAGAGGGCACGUCCCCCGGCGGCGUGCAGGCCACGCAGUGGCAGCUUCCCGCGGGUCUCGGUCCCCCCCGACGCCCGGCGCAAGAGCAGCUGCCCCGAGCUCCACCUGUCUGCGUCCACCGCCGCCGUUCCCCCGGCCACACCGAUGCAGCGUUCGCCGCUGACCAAAAAGAAGCAGAGCGGCGACCGCAGCGCCUCGAGCCCCACCGCCGUCGUUGGAGCCCUCAGCAAGCCCCACAGCACCCCCGCUGACUGGAGAGGGAAGAGCAGCCGAGGCAACGGCGGCGGUGCGGACAAAAACAACAUGGUGUCGCACUGGAUCGCCGAGUGCCGGAGCGCGUGGCGGGAGGCCAUGAUCCACGCCUGCAUGCUGCCCGCUCUCGUCGAGAAGUGAACGUGCUGAACGUGCCCCCGGAGCAGCGCUCACAAACACACGAUCCCAACAGGAUGACACACCUACACUUACACUGUGCACACUGCAAAAUGUAUCAUAAAGACAAGUAAAAAUGUUUACUCUUCUAUGUUACUUUAGGUAUUUAGAUUUCUCUUAUAAUUGAAACUAGAUGCCAUUGUAACAGUGCCUGUGAAUACAUAGUUCAGAGUUGAAGUACAGAGUUUAGAGUUGAAUUGCAUUUUACAGCAACUCUGUAGUUCUCCAAAACAUUUGGUAUUGUAUUUAUUGCUUGUUUUGAUUGUCCAUUGUUUUAUAUUGUUGGGAAUGAUAAAUAGCCUAUAUGAUAUUAAACAAACAAACAAACAAAAAUGGGAAUAAUUUCAGCUUGUCUCAGGUGAAUACAGUGUAUAGGCAGUGUUUUGUAAGAUGCCUUUGCGAUGUAUUCCACAUUCUGUGUUCUAUGAUGCAGAAUAAAAUUUUAUUGUGAGAAG
This is a messenger RNA of Sardina pilchardus (European sardine), 1557 nucleotides long. RefSeq lists its product as uncharacterized. Gene Ontology annotation, cellular component: mitochondrion. The transcript has 2 exons. Gene Ontology annotation, biological process: regulation of autophagy. Bases 203 to 1066 code for a protein of 287 amino acids. The record is from RefSeq and is a predicted model, not a curated record. NCBI's taxonomy places the organism in Eukaryota, Metazoa, Chordata, Actinopteri, Clupeiformes, Clupeidae.